This is a messenger RNA of Chanos chanos (milkfish), 1483 nucleotides long. RefSeq names its product alpha-1-antitrypsin-like protein CM55-MS. NCBI's taxonomy places the organism in Eukaryota, Metazoa, Chordata, Actinopteri, Gonorynchiformes, Chanidae. The transcript has 4 exons. Bases 77 to 1198 code for a protein of 373 amino acids. The record is from RefSeq and is a predicted model, not a curated record. Gene Ontology annotation, molecular function: serine-type endopeptidase inhibitor activity.
UCAACCUGGAGUUUGAACAGAGUUAGAAGAGCAACUCAUUGUGCUCUCGUGAGGCGCCGGGCUUUACGGAAGAAUUAUGUGUAGUAUUAUUGUAUUAGCCACGUUGCUAAUCUCCUUUGGUGCCUCGACUACAGCAAAGGAGCUUGAGAAGACUCAGAAGGCAGCAGAAAGUCCAGUGGAUGACUUGACAACACUCUGUGAUGAUCUUGCCUUUGGUCUCUAUGCCAACCUGGGUGCCGAGAGGCCAGGGAAAAACUUGCUUUUCUCCCCCCUUGGCCUCGUCUCUGCCUUGGUGAAGCUGGCCAGGCUGUCACACGCCCACACACGGAGUGAGAUCCUAGACGCUCUCGGUCUGGGUAACAGGACAGAGGCUGCUGUGGAGCGUGCCCUCUCAGCUCUCCGAGCCCUGGAGACGAGCUUGGCCGAGCAAAAGGUCGAUGCUCAGCUUGACAUUCAGACUACUCUGCCACUUAACAGCUCCAAUCAGGAAACUGGGGAGAAAGAAAGACCACAUCAGGUGGAAAGAGUUCCUUCUACCACAGAGAGCUCGGACAAAGUCACUCUCACCAACAUAGUGCACUUUAAAGGUAAGUGGGAGCAGCCAUUUGACAGCAGACAGACGGUGAAAUGGCGUUUCCAAGCUGGGGGCGGUGAGGUGGUAGAGGUGCCUAUGAUGUUUCGAGAUGACUCAGAAGAGCUGAGGAUGUUAUAUGACACCAACUGCUCCACCACGGUGGUGGGGCUGCCAUAUUCAGGCCGUCUGGCCUCGCUCCUCCUGCUACCUCGCACUGAGCUGAGGACCCUGGAGCUCUGCCUCUCCAUCAGCAAGAUGAACUUCUGGCUUUCUAACUUGAAGACUGGGCUUGCAGAGAUCCGCUUCCCAAAGUUUGCAAUGAAGAAGUUGUACACUCUAGAAAGCCUAUUGAAAAGCACAGGCGUUCAGUCCAUUUUUUCCAAGUCAGCCAAUCUCGCAGAUCACCUGGAGGAGAAAGAUCUUGACCUGUCCCAGGCCUUACAUGAGGUUGAACUGGUGGUGGAUGAGACUAAGUCAAAAGAGAGAGGAACCUCAGAUGUCACCUUAGGCUUCUCAGAGCCACAUAGGAUCGUUUUUGACCGGCCAUUUAUAAUUAUAGUUUAUGAUGAAAUUACGGGGUUUAUUGUUCUUAUUGGAAAAAUACUUGAUCCAACAGAAGAGUAACACUAGUUUAUUUUUUGUACAGCCCCCCCCCCCCUCUUUUCAUAUUUUGAUUCUUCCUUGAGGAUCAAGAGAACGUGUGACUACGUAAUUUUUCAUUGUGCGACCUACAGAAUUUGUUUAAAUUUUACUGUAUUGUGUAUAUUACCCAUAUGGCACUGUCUAAUUAAAUUAAAUGAGUAAUGAGCAGCAACUUCACGUAAUCAUCAUAUUUGAGUUGUUAAUAUUCCAUGUAUGUUCAUAUCUGUGAACAUGAUAUUUUUUUCCACAAUAAAUCAAUACUAAUAA